Messenger RNA from Erpetoichthys calabaricus (reedfish), 2677 nucleotides. RefSeq names its product ankyrin repeat domain 34Bb (gene ankrd34bb). The record is from RefSeq and is a predicted model, not a curated record. NCBI's taxonomy places the organism in Eukaryota, Metazoa, Chordata, Cladistia, Polypteriformes, Polypteridae. Gene Ontology annotation, molecular function: protein binding.
UUAAAAAACCGGCAACAAACAAGCAAAUUCACCUGCAGCAGAAAUUGUUGGUACUGAGUUUACUGGCCGAAACUAAUCCUAAUCUUUGCAAACGGAAACGUCAACAUCUUUUGCCUUCGUUGUAAAGAGAAGAAAAUAAAAUAUCGUAACAAGCUGCUCUCUAAUGGAGUAACUGAACUUAGGACUUCACACAUCUCUGCCAAUCUGCGAAUAAUGGGUGACCUGAGACCACGGUGUGGGUGUUUUUUGUAGUACUGAUGGCAUCAAAUUAAGAUACCUGUUACAAUGGAGGAGGCCUUGGAGGUAAGAACAGAUGGGAAUUCCUUGCUGAAAGCUGUUUAUCUGAGCAGACUACGUCUUACUAGGCUUCUGCUGGAAGGAGGUGCUUACAUUAAUGAGAGCAAUGAGAGAGGUGAGACACCUUUGAUGAUUGCCUGCAAGACAAAGCAUGUGGACCAGCAAAGUGUCAGCAAGGUGAAAAUGAUAAAGUACCUCCUAGAAAAUAAUGCUGACCCUAACAUUCAAGACAAGUCUGGUAAGACUGCACUGAUGCAUGCAUGCCUAGAAAGGGCUGGUGUUGCUGUGGUUUCUUUGCUUUUGAAGAGUGGAGCUGAUCCCAGUUUGGAAGAUCAUUCACAUUGCUCUGCUCUUGUCUAUGCGGUGAACUCUGAUGACAAAGAAACACUUAGAGUUUUACUGGAUGCCUGCAAAGCAAGAGGAAAGGAAGUCAUCAUCAUCACCAAGGACAAGUCACCAUCAGGAAAACAGAUGACCAAGCAGUACUUGAAUGUACCCCCACUUCCAGACAUGGAGGACAGGCACUCUCUUCUACCCUGCAUGUCCCCUUCCGAGAUUGAGUUGAAAACUACUUCUUCCUCAAUGGCUUCUGCUAACCAAGAGAAUUGCAUGUUCAGUUUCAAAGAACAGGGACCCCACUGUAGUGGAAAAGGUUCUUCUCAACCUGGUUCUCCUACCAGGAAGCCAAAACUCUCUCAAGGGGUGGCAAGAAUCCUCCAUCUUCAACGCCUUCACUCUGAGCCUUGGCUGAAAGUCCCUCAGUCGCUCCUGCAAGCAAAUAAAGCUGCUCCCUUGAGUGAAGACCCUCAAGACAUUAGCUCUGAGGAUGAGCUCUCUCAUGAUGUAGGUGGCUUAACAUUACAAAAGCAACCGGUCACUCGGCACCAGAGCAUUGAUGUAAAGGACACUUGUAACUUGUUGAAAACUUUAGACCAAAACCCAGGCAGUGGAACAUUCAGAAAAAUGUCAUAUGAUGAAAUCUACUCACAUUUGUCACAUACUGACAUUAACCAAAAUAGUGGUACCAUCCCAGUUGAUCAAGACUCCAAUUCUAUUCACAUUCUGGGAACGACAAGUUUAAGAAAUAUUGUACAUCGGCAGAACGUUGGGGUAGAUCAUUACAGUUCCGACUCCCAGCUACCCCUUUAUACUGCAAAUGAUGAUUUAAAGGGCAUUUAGAGAAAAAAAAAAAUGCUCUCCACAUAUUCUUCUCUCCUUUCUGCUUCCAGAGAGUCUUUGGAGAGCACAUCAGUCACAUCAGUAAGCAGGAGGCCUCAAGGGCUGAUGGAACGGAGGGGUUCGGGGGCUUUAAUUUUGGAUCCCAUUUCUCACACUCGACCAGGCUACUUACCACCUCUAAAAUCCCACCCACCUAUUCCAGACAUUGGUAUAAACAACAUCAAGCACAGCAGCAUCAACAACUGCUCCUCUAAGCAUUUAGUUCCAUCUGCUCCCAGCUUCCCAAAAGAUCUCAAAGUAAAGAAAAUCCUAAUGCGUAGACACUCGAUGCAGACAGAACAGAUCAAGCAGCUUGUUAAUUUUGAGGAAAUAUUUGGCCAUUAGUGUGGGAAGACCCUUAUCCUCAAAUAAAAAAAAAAAAAAAACUUGAGUAAUUUGCUACUUUGCAGUCUGCAAUGGUUACUCCAACAAACAGUUGCAAAUUCUGAAUAGAAUAAAGUUGCUUAACACCAUGAGGUAGUCACUAAAAUUUCCGUAUCGUCUUCAAUGUACGGUUAGUAAAUAAAUCACUUUUUGUUAUUGUUAGAUUAAGUCCUUCGACUUUAGAAAAUUACUUUUACAGAGUGGAAAACAUUUUUGAUCGAAAGGAAUAAUAAAAUAAGUUAAAGUGAAAUUCUUUCAAUGGGCAUCAGUGACACAUUACAACCAGAUAAAAUGUUUUGUCACCUGGGUCUGCACUAUAUUGCUGCCAGUCUUUUCCACCACAGUGCUUGAUCUCAUCAUAAAGUUGUACCAGACUGAAGGCACAUUAUGUCAAGAUAUGACUGGCCUGCAGAUUUUAUCUUACCUGGACUCUAAUCAUGUGAGGAUGGAAAACACUGCUGCAUUUACACAUAUAAGUUGGAUUCUACCAGGUCUACAAACUUCACCAACUUGACACUUGGGAGAUUCAGAACUGAAUAGCUUUUUUGUCUUGUUUUGGAAAAUUUCUCUGUCCGAUCUCAUCAACCUGCACCUUUACCACCUAAGAAGCUAAUUCCACUGCCUCAGAUGUCUUCGUAUUUUAACUUUUAAUUUAGUUUCUAACUUGUUUAGCAAUUAUAUUUACUUAUAGCUAGUAACAAGAAACAUUUUGAUUGUAAGUAAAAUUGCAAUUGUGACAUACAGUAGUGCUAUAAUACUAAGUAAGUAAAACACUUUU